Diceros bicornis minor is the source of this 1224-nucleotide messenger RNA. RefSeq names its product FOXL2 neighbor (gene FOXL2NB). NCBI's taxonomy places the organism in Eukaryota, Metazoa, Chordata, Mammalia, Perissodactyla, Rhinocerotidae. The record is from RefSeq and is a predicted model, not a curated record. The transcript has 5 exons. The coding region runs from base 1 to 1224 and encodes 407 amino acids.
AUGACAAAGCCGGCGCGCUGCGGCCAGGCAGCCCUGCUCUUUUCCCCCGGCGCUGGCGCGGCAGAGUCCGGGCGCACAAGGAGCGGCCGGCGGGAGUGGAGCUCAGCCUCUGGCCAUGGGGAGUCCGCCCAACACAGAGGGGCUCCGGCCCCGCCGCCCCUCCCCGCGCAGGCCAGUCCCCGCCUCGGCUCGGGAAACAGGCAAGGAAAUGCAGGCCGGGAGGUGCGGACGGUGCUGCAGGGCCUCCAGGCCUCCGUCUGGGGAGCCGCGGGCGGCGUCGGGCGGGCGGCGGAGGAGCCGGGCGCGAGGCCGAGCCCCCCGUGGCUGCGCCCGGCCGCGGGCGGUGAGGCGGCUCUCCAGGAAGCGGUGGGCGCGCCUCGGUUUACUUCUCGGCCCCCGGGGCCGGCUGGGAGGGCCCGCUUCCUGGCGCGGUCGCGCUCCCGCCCGCAGGGCCGACCUGGCCGAGGCUCGUGUGGGGCCCCAAGGCCGUCGCCUUCCCCCGCGGCACUGCGGCGACAGGGCGCCGGCUCAGCGACCUCGGGGCGGUGCCCGGUUUCCCAGGGGCCGCCGGGGCCGCCGCCGCCGGUCCUCCCGCCGCCUGCGGACGCCGUGCCCGGGACCCGCCGACGGAGCGCGGCCUCGGCUCCCGCGCCCGCCCCGCGCCUCCGGGGCCCCGACGGCCGGCGGGAGCAGCUCCCCCGGCUCGAGGGAGGGAGACGCGCUCUCCCCGCGGCCCACAGUCCUGCAACAGCCGCGCGAAUGGCCCGCGCCUCGCGCCCCGGCGGCCGGGCCCCGCCGGGUGAGCGGCGGCCCGAGGCAGCAGCGCUUCCCCGGCGCCGCUCGGCUCGUCCCGCGGCCCGCUCCUGGCGGGGCCCUGAGACACCCCCGUGCCCGCUCCUGGCGGGGAGACAGGCCCCGAGCCCCGCAGCCUCGGGUCGGUCUGGCUACGCGGCGCGAGCGGCGGGAAAAGGGCAGCCUGAAAGGACCUCUUGGCUCGAUGUCUGCGAGUCUGACUCCCAGAAGCCCGUGGAUUCUCUGAUGUCCUUGGCCUGUGGUGAGGGUUUCUGGGCUGCUACCCGGAUGUUCCCAAGCGGCGGCCGGAGGUCGUCUUUCCCGGAGGUGCAGGAAGCCCGCGAGGAGCCCUUGCCCGGCACGCAGGCCCUUCCAGCCCGGGCGCACGAGCCACUGGCCGCCCGCAGCCCUCCUGCCUCCCCGGGGCCCUGA